AGCUCUCAGUUCAUGAGAGAAGAACCCUGAGGAACAGACUUACCUCGGCGAUCCUGGCACCUCCAACCCAACACAUGCUACUGCUACUGCUACUGCUGCCGCCCCUGCUCUGUGGGAGAGUGGGGGCUAACGAACAGGAUUACACGCUGACGAUGCAGGAGUUCGUGACGGUGCAGGAGGGCCUGUGUGUCUCCGUGCUUUGCUCCUUUUCCUACCCCGAAAAUGGCUGGAAUGACUCCAAUCCAGUUCAUGGUUACUGGUUCCGGGCAAGGGACCGUGUAAGCCGGAACACUCUAGUGGCCACAAACAACCCAGCUCGAGCAGUGCGGGAGGAGACUCGGGACCGAUUCCACCUCCUUGGGGACCCACAGACCAAGAAUUGCACCCUGAGCAUCAGAGAUGCCAGAAGGAGUGAUGCAGGGACAUACUUCUUUCGUGUGGAGACAGGAAAGACAAAAUGGAAUUAUAUGCAUUACCCGCUGUCUGUGCUUGUGACAGCCCUGACUCUCAUGCCCGCCUUCUCCAUCCCGGGGACCCUGGAGGCUGGCCACCCCAGGAACCUGACCUGCUCUGUGCCCUGGGCCUGUGAGCAGGGGAUGGCCCCCAUGAUCACCUGGAUGGGGGCCUCUGUGUUCUCCCUGGACCCCACUAUCACCCGUUGCUCGAUGCUCAGCCUCAUCCCAAAGCCUGAGGACCACGGCACCAGCCUCACCUGUCAUGUGACCUUGCCUGGGGCCGGCGUGACCACAACCAGGACUGUCCGACUCAACGUAUCCUACCCUCCUCAGAACUUGACCGUGACUGUCUUCCAAGGAGAUGGCACAGCAUCCACAACCUUGAGGAAUGGCUCAGACCUUUCAGUCCUGGAGGACCAGUCCCUGCGCCUCGUCUGUGCUGUCGACAGCAAUCCCCCUGCCAGGCUGAGCUGGACCCGAGGGAGCCUGACCCUGUGCCCCUCACAGCCCUUGAAUCCUGGAGUGCUGGAGCUGCCUCGAGUGCAUGUGAGGGAUGAAGGGGAAUUCACCUGCCGAGCUCAGAACCCUCUGGGCUCCCAGCACAUUCCCCUGAGCCUCUUCCUGCAAAAUGAGUACACAGGCAAAAUGAGGCCUGUAUCAGGAGUGACGCUGGAGGUAGUCGGGGGAGCUGGAGCCACAGUCCUGGUCUUCCUGUCCUUCUGCGUCAUCUUUGUUGUAGUGAGGUCCUGCAGGAAGAAAUCAGGAAGGCCAGCAGCGGGCGUAGGGGAUACAGGCAUGGAGGAUGCAAACGCCGUCAGGGGCUCGGCCUCUCAAGGACUCCUGAUUGAAUCCCCGGCAGAUGAUAGCCCCCCACACCAUGCUCCCCCCGCCCUGGCCGCCCCACCCCCAGAGGAAGAAGAGAUCCAGUAUGCAUUCCUCAGCUUCCACAAAGUGAGGCCUCAGGACCCACAGGAAGAGGAGGCCACCGGCUGUGAGUACUCAGAGAUCAAGAUGCCCAACUGAGAAACUGCAGAGACUCGGGCCUGUUUGAGGGUUUACAACCCCUCCAGCAAAGAAGCCCCAGGCUGAUUUCCUGUAGAAUUAACAGCCCUCCAUGCUGUGCAACAGGACAUCAGAGCUUAUUCCUCCUGUCUAACUGAAAAUACGUGCCUGAUGACCAAACUCUCCCCUUCUCCAUCCACUCAGUCCACACUCCCCGCCCCGGCCUCUGGUACCCAUCAUUCUCUUCUCUAGUUCUCUGAGGUCGACUAUUUUAGGUUCCACAUAUAGUGAGAUCGUAGAGUGUUUGUCUCUCUGUGCCUGACUUACUUCACUCAACAUGAUGUCCUCUAGGUUCAUCCGUGUUGUUCCAAAUAACAGAAUAAUGUAUUGAAUAUUACAAAACAGCUAAAAGAGAGAAGUUUAAAUGUUGUCACCAAAAAAAAAUUAAAUAUUUGAGCUGAUGCAUGUGCUAA
This is a messenger RNA of Rhinopithecus roxellana (golden snub-nosed monkey), 1930 nucleotides long. RefSeq names its product sialic acid-binding Ig-like lectin 12. The coding region runs from base 75 to 1478 and encodes 467 amino acids. Gene Ontology annotation, molecular function: sialic acid binding. Gene Ontology annotation, biological process: cell adhesion. The record is from RefSeq and is a predicted model, not a curated record. Gene Ontology annotation, cellular component: plasma membrane. NCBI's taxonomy places the organism in Eukaryota, Metazoa, Chordata, Mammalia, Primates, Cercopithecidae. The transcript has 7 exons.